This is a messenger RNA of Cylicocyclus nassatus, 537 nucleotides long. The record is from the annotation of a GenBank genome assembly. Lineage: Eukaryota; Metazoa; Nematoda; Chromadorea; Rhabditida; Strongylidae.
GUUCCGCGAAAGGCUAUAAUGAAGAUAUUAAAGGCAAAAAAAGGUCGGCAAUUGUUACAUUUUCUCAAUAAUACGCAAAUCCCAGACGAGGCUUUUUGGACAACACUCACGGGCAACAGCGAGAUCCCUGGCGGGACAAGCGCUAAGAAGUGGAUGGAGUUUGUGGAAGAUUACCGAGCAAAACACACAUCAGAAGUUGCUAAAUACUUAAAAACGAAGCUGCGUGAUGCAAGCAUGCACUAUUAUUUAGCUAGACACCAAGUGUGGUACAGUAAUUGUGGAGGCGAACUCGCACAAGAUUCUUGCGUAUUCGGUGUGGAUGACUUGGCCAAUGUAUUGAAGCAACCUCAUUUGAUUGCUCAUAAAAUGUACCUCGAUUUUCAACCUGCAGCAUUCUUUUGCGUUUUAAAGGAAGUCCGCGAAAGGGAGAAUAAGCCAAAGCCGCUCAAUCUUACUCUAUAUUCCGAACUACCGCAAGUAGAAAUAAGCUCUGGAGUGUCAUACAAAAAUUUGAAGCAUCCUCUUUGGAUGGUGUAA